This is a messenger RNA of Peronospora farinosa, 522 nucleotides long. The record is from the annotation of a GenBank genome assembly. NCBI's taxonomy places the organism in Eukaryota, Oomycota, Peronosporomycetes, Peronosporales, Peronosporaceae.
AUGGUCGUAAAUGCUGAGCAUUCGACUCUCGAGGGCAAUGACGUGCAUGUGACAGACGACACAGAAGUCAUGAGUAGAUACCGUAAAUCUCCUUCAGUUCAUACCGGUCGCUGCUGUGUCCGUUAUGCAAUCGGCCCUGUAUUUUUCUUCUUUAUUGAUGAUCUCAUGCUGGGGAUGAAGAUAGCAUUGAUGGCAUCAAUUUGCCUUACAACUGUCUCCUUUACAAUGGUAGCAUGCAGCGACCCGGGUGUGGUAUUCCAGAAUUUACAAGUAGCUGACCAGGCUCGAGGAGAUAUUGAGACGGGCAUUGUAUGCGCACAAUGUGAAGUUCUACGACCUUUGAAUGCAUCUCAUUGCUCUGAUUGUGGCAUUUGUGUCAUUGAGCUGGACCACCAUUGUCCCUGGACGGGCAAGUGUGUUGGCAAACGUACAAUUAAGUGGUUCUACGUGUUCCUUACUUUCAUCUCACUUCACUGCAUGCUCAUCGGUGGCAUUUGUCUUGUCACAUUUGCUACUCAAUAA